Molecule: messenger RNA, 2199 nt
Organism: Endocarpon pusillum Z07020
Lineage: Eukaryota; Fungi; Ascomycota; Eurotiomycetes; Verrucariales; Verrucariaceae
Exons: 2
Coding region: 1-2199 (732 amino acids)
Biological process (GO): telomere maintenance; DNA repair
Molecular function (GO): ATP hydrolysis activity; DNA helicase activity
Source: RefSeq, a predicted model, not a curated record
AUGUUCAGCAAAGCUGUGCAGCAGUACUCGUACUCUGGAAUAAAUGCCCCACCAGCAGCUGGGAAGAAGCAGCAGCAACCUCUCCAAACAAGACCCUCUCCUCCCAACUUGCAGAAGCCUUCGGGAACAACCAAGCGAAAAUUCGAAAGAACCAUCAGCAAUACUGGCAGCCUCGGAGCUUUGCAUGGCUCGACCCAGUUCUUGAAUGAGAACGACUUUGACGACGAUGCUGCAAUUGACCUUACCGUCAAUGGCCCAGCGGUUACAUAUCCAACCCUCCCUAAAGUGAGCCCCGAGAUAAUCUACCCGUCUUUACCUUCGCAACCGACAGACACGAAUCGCCCACCGUCGAGCAGUGCUCCAGUUCCCUGGUCAUCAUCGCCACCUGAGCAUCACCAUCCCCACCCACCGAGCAAGCGAAGGACUGUGCCCUGGCUCGACAAGCAGGGAAACGACAAGUCGCUCGCUCCCUUUCCCUCAAAGAAACCUGAUGGCUCACCAUAUCCCUGGAACAAGACGGCUUCGGCUAUGAAAGCGGAGCAGAGAGAAUUGCGCAAGAUCAACAACUCUCGUGCUACAACUUCGAAGCAGGGCGAUAUGCCGGAUGAGAAGCCCGCAGCUGUUACUGCUUUGCCCAAGAUUUUCUUGAGUGAGGAACAAAAGGCUAUCUUGACUGCUGUGGUGGAUGAAGGAAAGAGCAUUUUCUUUACGGGCUCAGCAGGCACAGGUAAAUCAGUCUUGAUGAGAUCAAUCAUCAACAAACUGCGAAAUAAAUACAACAAGGAGCCCGAUCGACUGGCGGUAACAGCCUCCACGGGACUCGCUGCUGUCAAUAUCGACGGGACUACCCUACAUAGCUUCGCUGGUAUUGGCCUAGGGAAAGAGCCAGCCACGGAGUUGCUGAAGAAGAUUCGGAGAACACCGAAAACAAGACAAAGAUGGAUACGGACGAAGGUACUAAUCAUUGAUGAAGUCUCCAUGAUCGACGGUGAUCUGUUUGACAAGCUGGAACAAGUGGCUCGUAUAAUACGGAACAAUGGUUCGCCGUUUGGUGGAAUUCAGCUUGUUGUCACGGGAGAUUUCUUUCAACUGCCCCCGGUGCCCGAAAAAGACCGUGCGGCAAAGUUUUCUUUCGAUGCUGCAACAUGGAAUACCUGCAUUGAGCACACCAUUCUCCUAACACAUGUCUUUCGUCAGAAGGACGCUACAUUUGCCGAAAUGCUCAACCAGAUGAGACUGGGACGCUUAACGCCAGCAUCGAUCAGAGCGUUCCAGAGUCUCUCACGGCCUCUCAACUUCACCGACAAUCUCGAGGCUACCGAACUAUUCCCCACGCGUGCCGAAGUCGAUUACGCAAACAACAACAAGAUGAAAAUGCUGUCCGGCGAAACCAUGACCUACACCGCCGAAGAUAGCGGUGUGAUGGACCUCGCUGUGCGCGAAAGAAUCUUGAAAUACUUCAUGGCGCCCAAAGAACUCCAGUUGAAAAAGGGCGCGCAAGUAAUGCUGAUCAAGAAUUUCGACCAAAAUCUCGUCAACGGCUCUCUCGGCAAAGUUGUCCGCUUCUCUGACCUCGAAAUGUUCGCCUACUCCAAAGAGCACGCCGAAGAAUUUGACGCUGCCUACCGCGACGGCCGAUCGCCAGAUGACGCCCAAUUCCGCAAGAUGCGCGAGAAGAUCCACGCUGCCGUCUACAAGAACGGAACUUCAGGCCGCGGGAAACUGUUUCCCGUCGUGUGUUUUCAACUAUCGGACGGCAGCUUCCGCGAAAUCAUCGUGCAGCCGGAAGAAUGGAAAUCCGAACUACCCAAUGGCGAGAUCCAGGCCAAACGCCAGCAGAUCCCGCUCAUUCUCGCUUGGGCGCUGUCGAUCCACAAGGCGCAGGGACAGACGCUGGAGCGGGUCAAGGUGGAUCUGGGAAGGGUGUUUGAGAAGGGCCAGGCGUACGUGGCGUUGAGCCGGGCUACCACGCAGCAGGGCCUGCAGGUGACGAGGUUCGAUGCUAAGAAGGUGAUGGUGCAUCCCAAGGUCGUCACCUUCUAUGAUCAACUGGUCAGCAUUUCGCAUGUACAGGGAAAGAAGGGCGAGAGGGUUCAAGGCCUUUCGGCGAGCGAGUAUGAGAAGGGAUCUGUGGAGGGGCGGGAGGAAGAGUAUGACGACGACGAUGAGGCCGAGAGGCUCAUGCAGGAGUUUGCCUAG